GACUUUUCUUAUCGAAAUCAUAUCGUCAACAUCAUCAUAUGGUCCGGUGUUUUCACACAUCGUUCCCUCUUUCAGUCGUGGUUUUUCCAAUAGUGAAAAGCGAUUCUGCGACCUCUUCAGUGUUUGUUGAAUCAUAGAAACAAAGUGAUUUUGUGUUGGUGGUAAGAGAAAUUCGGGUACAACAGGUGUCUCGAGUGUUCGUAUGUUGAGCGCACAUUUUUUCAAAACUUAUUGAAUAAGAAGUGUGUAUUGCCUUCACUACAAAAUCAUGUACACCACUAGGAGUUUUAUCAGAAGAUGGUUGUCUUCGCAUCAACUGAAACCGAACCGGUCGGUGAAACCCAUCGACAAAUUGCUUAUCGCAAAUCGAGGUGAAAUUGCGUGUCGUGUGGUUAAAACAGCUCAGCGACUCGGUGUACGAACGGUCGCGGUUUACUCGGAUGCUGAUGCAAAGUCGUUACACGUUGCUGCCGCCGAUGAAGCAUAUCACAUCGGACCGCCUUCAUCACAGUUGUCUUAUUUACGGGGCGAUAAAAUUAUUCAGGUAGCUAAAGAUUCAGGCUGUCAGGCCAUCCAUCCGGGCUAUGGAUUUCUAUCGGAGAGUGUUGAAUUCGCCGAAUUAUGUCAGAAGGAAGGAGUAAUUUUCAUGGGUCCGCCAGCAUCUGCGAUCCGAGACAUGGGCAUAAAGAGUACGAGUAAGGCAAUUAUGGCAGCUGCUGGUGUCCCAAUCAUAAAUGGAUACCAUGGAGACGAUCAAACCAAUGAGACUCUGGUACGGGAAGCUCAGAAAAUUGGAUUCCCUUUAAUGAUAAAAGCCGUUAGAGGCGGAGGAGGAAAGGGCAUGAGGAUAGCUGAAAAACCAGAGGAUUUUUUGAGUGCCCUGGAAUCGGCUCGUACCGAAUCGGAAAAGGCUUUCGGAGACAGUUCGGUGUUACUUGAACGAUAUGUACGAUCACCGCGUCAUGUCGAAGUGCAGAUAUUCGCUGAUCAUUAUGGUGACGCCGUUUAUCUGUUCGAAAGAGAUUGUUCAGUUCAACGUAGACAUCAGAAGGUAAUCGAAGAAGCACCUGCACCCGGUCUUUCGGAAGAACUGCGCAAGGAGUUAGGCAUGGCAGCUGUUCGUGCUGCGAAAGCAGUUGGAUAUGUUGGAGCAGGGACAGUAGAAUUUAUUUUGGACAAAGAGGACCUAUCCUUCCAUUUCAUGGAAAUGAACACACGACUGCAGGUGGAACAUCCGAUAACGGAAAUGAUAACUGGAACGGAUUUAGUUGAAUGGCAAAUUCGAGUUGCUUCUGGCGAACCGUUGCCGAUCAAACAGUCGGACAUUAUUCGAAACGGUCAUGCAUUCGAAGCUCGAAUUUAUGCGGAAGAUCCACGAGGUGGAUUUCUGCCGGGCGCUGGACCAUUGCAUCACUUGUCAACUCCAACUCCUAAUGAAAAUGUUCGCGUUGAAACUGGAGUUCGACAAGGCGAUGAAGUUUCAAUUCAUUACGAUCCGAUGAUUGCAAAACUCGUCGUUUGGGGUAAAAAUCGUACUCAAGCGUUGGAUAGCUUGAUUGCUCGCCUCAAUGACUAUCAUAUCACAGGACUGGAGACGAACGUAAAUUUCUUGAUUGACCUCGCGCGACAUCCGUCUUUCAAAGCGGCAGAUGUUCACACCGGAUUCAUUCCACAGCAUUUCGAUACUCUAUUUCCUCCGCUCAGCGUUUCCGAAACAGUGCUGUGUCAGGCCGGCAUUGCAAUCGUUCUCAACGAAUUGAAAUUCAAUCGAUACGGCGCCACUUCAUCGGGACGUUCCGGGGAUCCUUUCGUUGUAGAAAGUGGUUUUCGCAUGAAUCAUGUGGCGGUUCGGAAAGUCAGCUUGAAAUUUAACGAUAAAGAAUACGUUGUCUCGGUGAAAAAUCUGGGCGAUUCUUUUGAAGUAAAAAUCGACAAUGGCGAUUGGAAGGUGGUGAAGCCGUCAUUAUUGGAUCACCCACAACGAUUUUCGAUAAAAACGAACAUCGACGGCAUAUUUACUUCAUUCAGUGCCGUUAUAUCACCAGAACAAGUUGCCAUUUUCACUGAGAAUGGUAAAACUGAACUUUCCAUCGUGCCACCGAAAUUCCUAAGCCAACAAAGUGGUGACGAUGGUGUCGGUGGUUCGAGGGUUGUGUCACCAAUGCCCGGUGUUUUGGACAAAAUUCAUGUCAAACCGGGAGAUACAGUACAGGCAGGAGAUCCGGUUGCGGUUAUAAUUGCAAUGAAAAUGGAACAUGUGCUGAAGGCACCACGGAAUGGUGUUGUGAAAUCGGUUGGUGGCAAAGUGGGCGAUAAUCUGGCCAAAGGAGCUGCUGUGGUUACGUUUGAAGUCGAGGAGAAAUGAUUUUUGUUUUAUCGUUGGGUUUGGUUUGUUUAUCCAGAGGAAUGCAUUUAUUAGUUUGUAAGGAAAAUUUCCGUAAAAGUCUUCCAUUA
Molecule: messenger RNA, 2454 nt
Organism: Bradysia coprophila
Lineage: Eukaryota; Metazoa; Arthropoda; Insecta; Diptera; Sciaridae
Gene: Mccc1
Product: Methylcrotonoyl-CoA carboxylase 1
Cellular component (GO): mitochondrion
Molecular function (GO): methylcrotonoyl-CoA carboxylase activity; metal ion binding; ATP binding
Source: RefSeq, a predicted model, not a curated record